AUGGUCUUUCUACGCCUCACGGUCAAAAUCUACCCUCCCGAGCAAAUCCAGUCCAGCUCAUCUUUCUCCUUCCGCUCGAUCCUCAGCAGUGAUAACGAUGCUGGCCGUAACUCAUCGGGCGCGCCGGCUGGGAAGCCAGCGAGCUUCUUGCUCGUGCUGGAGAACCCAGAGGAUGUGACGCUGGGUGGACUGGCGAAGAUGAUUCAGGAAAAGUGGACGAAGUUACGCCCUAAUGCGGAGCCCCUGCAGAUCAAAAAGAUGCUUGACGACAACCAUGACACCGAUGAUCUCGAUGUCGAUAUGACUGCGGCCGACGUUUUUGUGGAUAGAGGGUUGGGUCAAAUCGACGGUCGGGACCAACGUGGUUGUCUGCGUGUGAUUCAGAGACCUACGCCUUAUUCACCUGCGAGAUUCCCCUCUGUAACUUUGGACUGGGACGCGGCGGCGGAGGACUACGAGCGCAGGAUACAGGAUAAGAGACAAGCAGCUGCGAAAUCCGUACACAAGUUUCCUACGAUUACUGAGGAGGACUGCCAGGCUGGAUCUGUGUCUGGCAGCCAGGAUGGCGAUCGACAAUACACGCCCGGCAACGUUACUCCCGCUCACCAAGCCGAUGAACUCGAACGUCGCCGGGAUAUGCCUGUCUUAUCGGUUGAGAAGGAGCAUGAGAUUCCUGGAUCACCCGCACGCUGGGACGAGCAGCCACAAAUACAAGAGCAGGACUCGCAGGACAACAGUGAGAAAACGAUCGCGGCAACACCGCAACACAGACGGUUCGAGAGCCAGGAAUUAGGUGGCUCACCAACACCGACACGUCCCUCUGCGCUUUCGUCUGAGAAAAUGGCAGCCACUUCGCAACCACGCGCUGCGACCAGAGGCCGCGCCGCAAAUCGCACGAUCAAUAGGAUCGCGUCUGAGUCGAAAUCUCCACCUCCGGCCAAAGGAUUGCACCUAACUGAGCAAACGCCAUCUCUCCGUCACAAGACACGAUCUCACACCCGGCGGCGUAUUUCCCAGUUAAUCAAUCCUGUUGAGGAUGACGAGGAAGGUGAAGCAAACGGACAAGAUAAUGGAAGACAGGAAGGAGAAGGAGGAGAGAAGGACAAGGGUGAUAAUGAGAAGGGGAACUUUGAUUAUGAUGGUGACGUUGCAAUGGAUGACGAUGGAAUUGCCCCGGAUGCUUUUACUGCUACGGAGGAAGCGCCUGAGCAAGACAACGCAAAUGGUGAUGCUCCCGCAUCACGUCAAACCCGCCUUGGCAAGAGAAAGAAGAGCCAGGAGGAAUUACAGUCAAACAAGGAACCUCGACUGGAUAGGGCUGGUACCCUAACUCAAGAACGUUCCGAGUCUCGUAGGAGCAGUCCUUCUGCCAUGCGAAAACGUGAACGGGCACCUUCGUUCUCCGGACCUGGUCGUCACCCAAGCAUCAUGGAACAACACUCGCCUUCAAGACCGGGUCUUGGGCUAGGAAUCACGAAGAGCCCCCCGCGGAAGCAGCUGGCCAAGCUUGACUUGAAAAAUUUCACCAAGGCCCCCAAGCUUGUUCUUGUGGAUUCGAGCAACAGGGAGCAGCCAUCAAACCAGACAGCCGUCACUGCCGCACCCGUGUGGCUCAGUAACGCUCAGAAGUCGCUGACACAGAACGAUUCAACACCUGCCAAACCGCAGACACCCGCAGACAAGGUCAAGUCGGCGCUACGCAAAGAGGCGUCGGCAGACAAGCGACGUUCUGUGUCGUUUUCAGAAAAGAAUAGCGUGAUCCCGGUUACUGAUGACUCUCGCUCGAGAUUGCCUUCAGGCUCUGCAGCUAAAGAGCCGAAAAAGACCAAGGACAAGAAGGAAAAAUCACCCAAUGCCGGGCAGGACAAGCCUCCGACUCCGGGAAUAACUGUAUACCCCGGAGGCGUCACUGCAGAGAAGAUUCAGCAGAUUCUUGAGGAACAAAAGCGGGAAGCAGAGAAGAAGAAACAGGAGCAAGAGGAGAUGGACCGAGAGAUGAGAGAAGCAAAGGAGCGCAAUGCGAGCUCUCAGUAUCUGACAAUUUUGGCAGAGAUUCACAGAACUCGGAUGUGGAUCUCGGAAAACAAGAACAGUGGCCGGCAAAAGACCCAGCAGCAGCUCAAGUCAUCUCGUUCUAGGUUGGAUAUGUAUUAUCGGGAGCUCGAAUCCAUCAAAGCGAACCCGAACGGUCACUCCAAGACGCCAGAGAAAAAGAAGAAGAAGCGCGCCUCGGAAGCUGCUGCUGAGAUAAGCGAGGAGCCCAGCACCCCGUCGUCGAACGCCAAGGACACUGGUUCUGCGAAAAAGAAGAAGGCAGCUCGUCGCGAAAGUUCUUCGACAAGAUCUCCGAAAUCCCCUCCCAAGAAAACCGAAAAUGAAGAAGCGGCCCCUACGGAGACGACGAAUGGCGAUUCCGCGCAAACGACGGAGGAACGUGAAGUUGGCCAGGAAACUGAAACCGCUCUUGCUGAGACUCCUUCGCAUUCGAAGCGCAAGACAAGUCCUGCCGAGAAGGCUCAAAAUAAGGAGCCGGUUACUGCAUCGCCUAGAACACGUCGCUCUCGUCGUUCUUUCCGCCCGGUUGAUGGGGCUGAUGCGAUGGAUAUAGAUCAGCCGUCGCAGCCGGUGCCUCAACCUGAGCCUCAGCAGGAGGGGGGGCAGGAGGACGGGCAGGAGAUGGAGACGGAACCCGAGCAGGAAGGGGAGCAGGAACAGGAACAGCCGGAGGAGCCUGAACGUGAACCGGAACCUCAGCCGCAUGACAAGGAAGAGGAUGGAGACGAACAGGAUGAAGAGCAGAGGCAGGAUCAAGAGCAGGAGCAGGCGGAAACCCAACACGAACCCGAGCCCGAGUCCGAACCCAAACAGCAACCUGAGCCUGAGCAGCGCGAAACCACAAAGGGACUCGAGACUGAGCAGGAGCCUGCGCAAGACCGAGAGUCCGAGCAAGAGCAGCAGUCUGAGCCUGAGCCUGAGCCUGAACCUGAACCUGAACCUGAACCUGAACCUGAGGCCGAGGCUGAGGCUGAGACCGAGCAGGAAGCGGAACCUCAAUCGGAGCAGCAACCACAAGAGCCGGAGAAACAGCCCGAAGAGCCGGAGAUGGUACCUGAAACCUCGCAGCCCCAGACCCAGGAGCCUCAAGAAUCGCAAGCUGAGCCCUCGCAACAAUUGCCAGAAAAGCCACAAUCCCAGCAGUCUCGACUGUUGUACCAGAAACAAUCGCAGAGCUUUCCCAUGUCUGAUGAUGUGAACCUGCCUGAGAUUCAGACGAUUCGUACCCUGGACCAAUCGAAGAAACCGGAAGAGCGGCUUGCACCGCAACCUACCACUGAAGAACCGAAGCCCGUUUCUCAGGAGGGCAAGGCAAAGGAAUCUUCUUCUGAAGACGAAGACGGAGACGAGACUGACUCCCAAACUGGGUCCGAAACCGGGUCUGGCUCCGACUCCGACUCAGGUUCCGGCUCAGGGUCCGACGACGACGAUGAAGAAGUGCAAGGCCCAGAAUUAACCAAGGCUGAUCUUCUUCGUCGCGCUAACGGUGCCAACGGUACCAACGGGACUAGCUUCGCGCGCAACAGAAUGACCAAAUCGCCGGCUCCUUCCUCGCAGCAGCAACUACCACAAUCCCAACCACUCCCGCAAAACCGUUACUCUUCACCCCGGGGCUCUUCGCAACCGCCAGCCCAAUCGCAGCCUCAACCACACAUCCAGCCCUUCCAAUCCGUCAACAAAACAUCCGCGCGCGCCUCCCUCCUAGGCCUCAAGAACAUGAUCACUUCCCAAAAACAAGAAUACGACGCGCAGUUACAGGAGGCGCGUAUGGCGACUGUUACCCGGAAGAAGGACGUCUUUGAUCCGCCGUCGGAUAGCGAGUCGGAGGAUGAGAGCGAAAGUGACAGCGAUAGCGACAGCGAUAGCGACAGCGACAGUGACAGUGACAGUGACAACGUGAGUGGUGCGGAUGAUGGGGACAUUCAGUCGAGUGGGACGGUUGGGAAAUUGAGGAAGGCGUUGCAGAAGAAAUAG
This is a messenger RNA of Aspergillus chevalieri, 4029 nucleotides long. RefSeq lists its product as uncharacterized. Bases 1 to 4029 code for a protein of 1342 amino acids. NCBI's taxonomy places the organism in Eukaryota, Fungi, Ascomycota, Eurotiomycetes, Eurotiales, Aspergillaceae. The transcript is spliced from 2 exons. The record is from RefSeq and is a predicted model, not a curated record.